Messenger RNA from Scutellospora calospora, 162 nucleotides. Lineage: Eukaryota; Fungi; Glomeromycota; Glomeromycetes; Diversisporales; Gigasporaceae. The record is from the annotation of a GenBank genome assembly.
AAUCUGAUAAUCAUUCAGAAAAAAAUGAAUCUGAUUCAUCUAUAGAAUCUGAUAAUCAAUCAGAAAAAAACAAUAAUUCUGAUUAUGAACAAGAUUUAAGUGCAAUUGAUACUAAUGAUUCUAAAACAACUAAAGAGUUUAAACAAAAAAAUAUUAGAAAAG